UGCAUUUGAUAAGUUUAACUUACAAUAUGGAGUUAACAGUGAUAAAGUGAUAUUGUGUUACAUUAAAAAAAUUAAAUUUAAAGCACUCGUUUUGUUUGAAAAACAAACGAAUCUUUGUGCUGAUUAAUCGAGUCACGUACUUAUCUUGUUUGGCAAACAAACAAAUUAUUGUGCUGUGCUCAAAUAUUUGAACCAAUAUUGGAACAAACAUGGCUCCACCAUUCGGAUACCCCAACUAUGAUUUUAUAGAAGAAGAUAUAAAAGAAAAUGAAACAGUUGAAGAUGACGUUGGCUAUCCUGAAAUGGUGUUCUGGUACACCGUUGUAAUGGUCGCAAUGUUACUCCUUUGGCUACUCAUAUUCUUCUGCCUAAGGAUAAUUUCAAUAAGUCAAAAAACUCGCAAUCCGCAGCAGAGGCGGCAGUACCUGGGGUCUCGGACGCGGACCUCGCUACCGCAGCCAGACCCCACGGUCUACGUCAGCCCCGCCAAUUUACCCCCACCGCCGAAAUAUGAGGCCAUGGCACCGCCCAGCUAUGAAGAAGUGGUUGGUAUACACUAUCCCAACUAUCAACCACCAAUGCAGCCAAUCGCACAGCCCAUAGCAACCGCUAUGGCACAGAACGCUAGUGCCAAUGUUGACACCGAAGCUGCAACAAAUAGAAACAAUGACAACCAAUCAAACACGCAAACAACACUAACAGUCACCAAUGAAAGGACCACUACCGCUGCAGUGGCUGUCAGCUCAUGAUGUGAUCGCUUUUGACUUUGACAGAUGUCACUUACGAGCCAAAGAUUAAAAA
Molecule: messenger RNA, 801 nt
Organism: Papilio xuthus (Asian swallowtail)
Lineage: Eukaryota; Metazoa; Arthropoda; Insecta; Lepidoptera; Papilionidae
Exons: 3
Coding region: 210-749 (179 amino acids)
Source: RefSeq, a predicted model, not a curated record